CUCAUCACUCAUCAAUUUUUCAGCAACAUCUUCGACAUGACCCAUCCACUCGACCUGCAUGAAAUCAGAAGCAACAUCGGCCGCUUCCUUCACAGAGGGGAUCUUGUUCGUUGCAGUCUGGUCUCGCAAGACUGGUACGAUUCUUUCAGUCCACUCCUCUGGCACCAUAUUUCUAUUAACGACACCGACCAACGUCCACCUAUCGACCAGCUUCAGGCACGUUCCCGACUUAUCCGAUCCAUCGUUUACAGGGGUCGCAGGGUACCCAGUACAUACUAUCGCCUCAAGGAUUGUACGCACUUGGAGUCUCUCAAAGUUACCCUCAGUUCAGCACCACAUCACAAUUGGCAGACCGCGCAACUCGAGUCCUUGAUCGGGAAUAAUGCAAAUUCACUGCAACAUAUUGAGCUCUUGAUACGGGGUUGGAUGCCACUUCGUCCACCGGUAUUUCGUGCGAUUGGGACCUGUCAGCGACUAAGGACGCUCAUGCUGAAAGAGGUCGCACUCACCAAGGAGGGCUUCUUGGCGGUGUUGGAGGCUGCUGCAGCAGCGACGGGGCUGGUGGAGCUACAGCUCGAGGAGGUGGAUUUGCCUGUAAACUGGGCGUGCGCUGACCUUGGAGGCAAUGACCCGAUGGAGAAUGCAAGGUUGACCCGGAUACAGAACCUUCGGUUGAAUGGCGUGCGUGGGAUGGAACCGUCGGGCCAGAUUGCGUUGAUGAAACUGUGUCCAGACCUGAGAUCGAUCUUUUGGAGGAGAUACCGAAAUACGGGACGGCCGGUCAAGUUCGCGGUCGAGAUGUUUAAUGCGCAGGUACACCAGGGAACCUGGCCACAGCUGCGGAGAAUGGAUUUUUUAGGCGAGGAGUUUCUUGAUGUGCGGCUGGUGGAGCUAUUCCAGGCGCUGCCGAGGGCGAUGGAGGAGUUAAUGUUGAAGAAGACGGGUUUUGGACCGUUGUCGUUUGACGCGUUGGUGAUGUCGUCUUUUUACCGGACAGUCAGGAAGGUGGAUCUAUAUGCAUGCUCGGAUGUGUCGAGCCCGAUGAUCCGACAAAUGUUGGUGGAUAUGGAAGGACUCGAGGACUUUUCUACGGGGAAGGUGUUUGUGGGCGACCUGUUCGAGGGUUACAGCACUGGCAGUGAUGGCGGUGGUGGUGACAAUCCCCUGAAGGAUGGUUCCACGCACAAAGUUGCUAAAGAUAUUGCGGUGACCCCGGCCUGGGGAUGCCAUCGGAUCAGGUCGCUGCGGCUGUUCAUCGACAUGGACGGAGCUGCAGAUCCCGAAACCCCAGAGUUCUACGCACGGCAACGUGCUGUGUAUCGUCAACUGGCGGCGCUUAAGCUUUUGGAGACACUGGACGUGACCCGGUAUGUGGCCCAGCCGCUGCCUCGGUAUGCACUGCGCAAGAUGGAUCAUCGUCUGAGUGCCGGACUGGAUAUCCUGGGGUCAUUGAAACGAAUGAAGUGUUUUCUGUUCACACCUGGACAGAAGAUGGGGAUGGAAGAGGUGGACUGGAUGCUGGAGACAUGGAAAUGUUUGCGCAACACGUCGCGGACAUUCACUUUGGAUACGGAGUUGAACGAACAGUUGACAGAGCGGCUGGUGCAGAAUCGUGUGAUAACCAUGUCGUUUUUAUAGAUAAAUGAGAGAAGAAAAAAAAGUUGCAUGCUUUUUAUUUUGGGGGGGGUUAUAGUGUACUACAAGCACCAUCGACACUCCUGUUCCUCAUCGCGCCCUGUCUAAAUUCUUUUACCGACGAGGCAUAGACGGCAGGCAGCGGCUGUGCCGACAUUACGCGAGGGACCUCUACACGAUCUCGUCCAGCGUGCGGCUCAUUUUUAAAUUGUAAAGAGACCCCUUAUAUAUGCAGGAACUUGCGUUAUAUACGCAAGCAGCUUCAGGAUCGGAUCUGACAAGACCAUGGCGGGGAUCCACUGUAUCGCUGCCCAGGCAUGGCUUUAAUAGGUGGUGCCUCCUUGAGCGCGUUCUUUGCUCCAUUGACCGCGA
This is a messenger RNA of Gamsiella multidivaricata, 2007 nucleotides long. RefSeq lists its product as uncharacterized. Bases 37 to 1638 code for a protein of 533 amino acids. NCBI's taxonomy places the organism in Eukaryota, Fungi, Mortierellomycota, Mortierellomycetes, Mortierellales, Mortierellaceae. The record is from RefSeq and is a predicted model, not a curated record. Gene Ontology annotation, molecular function: protein binding. The transcript has a single exon.